CUCUCCCGUUCCACACACCCGCACACAGGCGCGUUGCUAAGCGGCCGUUUCCAAGGGCGACCAAACAGUACCGCUCGUUCUCGUUCUAAUCCGCGGCAGCCGAGGAGGCUUCGAACGGGAGCGGAAAAGGGCUCGGAGGAGAGAAAGGAGAGCGGGACACAGAUAUUUUAAGACAGUUCACUUUAGAAGUCUGGGCAAUUUAAAUUAUCUGCAGACUGUGUCACUGUGAAGAUGGCAGCAAUGUGCAUGGAGGAGAGCAUUUACAACCUUCUACCUUACAAUCUGGAUAAGUCUUGCAAGGCACCUAGAUAUGUUUCGGCAUUGAAAACAUAUGUAAAAGAUACAAUACAGCAAAGUAAAUCACCAUGGAAAACCAUAGGACCACCCAAAGUCCAGGUGCCAAAUCCAAAAGACUUCCUUCAGAAACAUUCCAAGGAACCAAAGUUACCGCAGAAACCAGGGAAAAAACAUCAAGGAGUUAAGAGAGUAAAACAAUUUGUGCCUAAAUUGUCAGAUCACCCACUCAUGGGAAUUCAGAGUUCAAAGAAUUUCAUAAGCACAAAUGCAGCUAAUGUCAUCAUGGGAGUGCCUAAGAAACCUCUUCGAGCUUGUGUUGACCGAAGACAAGGCGACAAAUAUGUCCUUGAAACUUCAGGACUCAUUCCAAAAUAUCUCAAGAAAAAGGAUUACGGCAUUACUCCGAAAUAUGUAACUAAGCGAAAUGAGGAAGUAAAGAGAGCUCAGGAAGAAUACGAUGCCUAUGUCAAGGAAACUCUCAGACAAAGAGCCAUGAAACGGCUCUCUGAUGAAGACAGGGACAAUCUUCUUGAGGGUCUCAAGAAGAAUUGGGAAGAUGUGCAUCAUGAAUUUCAAAGCCUUUCCGUUGAAAUAGAUACACUACCAAAGAAACAUCACAAAGAAAGGCUGGAAGCAGAGAUGAAACAGCUGGAACAUGACAUUCAGACAAUUGAGAAACACAGAAUUAUUUAUAUUGCAAACAAAUGAUCAGGGCAUCCUUAGGAGGGCGGGAAUCCUCUGAGAUGAAAACAAAUUUUACUUUCACUAUAGAAGCACAAAGUACCCAUAUAUUCACCUGUAGAUUAAUACUUAGGUUUUGACAAGUUAGGUAGAACUUUAGCUCUAUAUUAUUUUUGAAAGUUUUAAAAUAUCUAUUUUUUUCAAAUAAAUAUAUCUAUUUAUUUAUUUCCUGAUUGUUCAGUGACCUCUAUUUAAAAAAAAAUACCCUGAAAGUUUCAUUGUUCAUGUAACAUGAUGUACAGCAAUAAUUCAAAUAAGAUGAUACAUAGAGUAUGGGAAAUAUAUGAGUAAUAAAGCGUUGCUAACCAGA
Zootoca vivipara (common lizard) is the source of this 1348-nucleotide messenger RNA. RefSeq names its product enkurin, TRPC channel interacting protein (gene ENKUR). NCBI's taxonomy places the organism in Eukaryota, Metazoa, Chordata, Lepidosauria, Squamata, Lacertidae. The record is from RefSeq and is a predicted model, not a curated record. Gene Ontology annotation, molecular function: calmodulin binding. Gene Ontology annotation, cellular component: axonemal microtubule; acrosomal vesicle.